Neoarius graeffei (lesser salmon catfish) is the source of this 3554-nucleotide messenger RNA. RefSeq names its product TGF-beta receptor type-2-like. NCBI's taxonomy places the organism in Eukaryota, Metazoa, Chordata, Actinopteri, Siluriformes, Ariidae. The record is from RefSeq and is a predicted model, not a curated record. Gene Ontology annotation, molecular function: activin binding; metal ion binding; type I transforming growth factor beta receptor binding. Bases 197 to 2005 code for a protein of 602 amino acids. The transcript has 7 exons. Gene Ontology annotation, biological process: protein phosphorylation; heart development; cellular response to growth factor stimulus. Gene Ontology annotation, cellular component: plasma membrane; signaling receptor complex.
CUUGCCACAGCUGGAUUGAAAACAUCUGGAUCCGCCUCCGAGGCCAGAAACGCGUCGGUCCAAGCGGCUCAGCUCUUCCAGCUCACAGGACAGCCUCUAAAACUUCUAUCCAUGCGAACUUUUCUUUGUUUCUGACAGUGAGGAAGGUCAAAGAAGAGUCUUAGUGACUUAAGAAGAUCUUGACUGGGGGAAAACGAUGGAGCUCAGGGGCUGGAGAGUCACGCCUUUCAUAUGUGUCCUUCUGUCGCUCCUAUUUCAGGCCAGUGCCUUCAGUCACAUAACGACUAACCUUUGUAAGUGGUGUGACCAGUCCAGUCCUGUGUGUGAGGACAACAUCUGCAUGAGCAACUGCAGCUUAAGCUCCUUUUGUACCAAUGCCGAGGAGGUCUGUGUGGCUAUAUGGAAGAAGGAGAAUAAUAGUGUGAGCGUGCAGACUCUAUGCCACAAUCCUCAACAUGCACUGGAGAACAUUGUGCUGUCUAAUACCAGCUCCGCAGAGUGUGUAAUGACUUCAGUGCCCUCCGAGAACAGUAUGCUGUUUCUCUGCAGCUGUAUCAGGGAGCAUGACUGCAAUGACAAGCUCAUCUUUGAGAGGGGAGCAAAUGGUUUCUCAAUGCUAAGGAGUAAAGAUGUGAUUCCAGUAGUGGUGAUAAGCCUGGUUCCUCCACUCCUAGUAGCUGUGAUUGCUACAAUGGCAUUCUACCUCUAUCGCACACGCCACCUCAGCAAACAACCCAAAGACUGGGCACCGAAGCGCACACAUUACCAGUCACUGGAUCCACCUGAGGCAUGUGCUGGUGAGGCGAAUACCAGCGACUACCACGGCAAGCUUCUAUCCCUCAGUGAAGACGCCAAUUCGGACAUAUCAUCAAGCUGUGCCAAUAGUCUAAACCACAACACAGAACAUCUACCUAUUCAGCUGGAGAUGCUGGUUGGCAAGGGGCGAUUUGCUGAGGUCUGGCGAGCACGGCUUAAUCACAGCGAAUGUGGGCAGUAUGAAACGGUGGCUGUAAAAAUCUUCCCAGCUGUAGAAUAUGCUUUCUGGCGCAACGAGAGAGCCAUCUUCUCUGACCCUAACCUGAAACAUGAGAACAUUGUGCAGUUUCUGACUGCAGAGCAGCGUGUAGGUACAGCUAGUGCACCCCAGAGGCAGUACUGGCUAAUCAUGGCCUACCAUGCUCUGGGGAAUCUGCAGGACUUCCUAGUGAGCCAUGUGCUAAGCUGGAGUCAGCUGUGUGCAAUGGCAUCUUCAGUGGUACGAGGCCUCGCGCAUCUGCACAAUGACACGACGCCAUGUGGGACACCCAAGGUGCCCAUCGCACACCGAGACUUGAAGAGCAGCAACAUUGUGAUGAAGAGCAACAACGAGUGUGCUUUGUGUGAUUUUGGCCUAGCGCUGAGACUGGACAUCUCUCUCACCGUGGAUGACUUUGCUAACAGUGGGCAGGUUGGAACGGCACGCUACAUGGCCCCUGAGGUCCUUGAAUCUCGAGUGAAUUUGGAGGAUUUGGAGUCCUUCAAACAGAUGGAUGUGUACUCCAUGUCUCUGGUGCUGUGGGAAAUGGCCUCUCGCUGUGAUGCUAUAGGAGAGGUGAAGACCUACGAGCCUCCAUUUGGUUCAAAGGUGUGUGAUCAGCCAUGUGUGGACAGCAUGAGGGAUCUGGUGCUGCGGGACAGAGGACGACCCGACAUCCCCGUCAGCUGGACAGUACAUCCGGGAAUGCAGGUGCUAAGUGCCACUAUUACAGAAUGCUGGGACCAUGACCCAGAGGCACGUCUGACUGCACACUGCGUACUGGAGCGCUUUAACACAGUGGCACAGGAUGAACUGGAGAGCAGUGCUAUCUUUGUCUCCAUCCCCAGCUCCACCGAGCAGCAGGACUCCCCUCUCCCCUCUAACUGCAUGGAGCAUGACACUGGCACAUCGUCAGCAUGCCCGUCCCAGCUGCAAGCCACAGUUGAUGCUCAAGCCUCAACCUCUUUAAGGCCGCUGAGUGAAGUGUGACCACUUCUCCCCGAAGCCCUGUAAAGCAGACUUGUUUUUGUAAUAUAUAUAUAUAUAUUGGUUCAAUAUGUGGAGCUGGUCUCUGUCAUCAGGUUUUUAUUAUUUUUAAGUAUUAGCUUUUUGUUUUUGGAAUUAAUGAACAUAAUGCACAACUAAAGAAGGACUAAAGGAUGAGCAAAAUAAUAAGCACUGGCUUCUGAGUUCAUGACGUUCCCAUAACCUCUUCUUGCCUGUGAAGAAGUUAUUUGCCCCAAGCAAAGUCUAUUUGAAGUACCUUUAUAAAGAGCACUUUUAGGACUCCGUGUUUAGUUUGUAGAGUAUAUAUAAAAUCCUGCGUUUGCUGUUUCAGAUAUUAGAGACACUGAGUCAACGCAGCAUCAAGGAAAACGUCUUUGCUGUGCUGGCAAUGUGUGUGAGAGAGAGUGAGUGAGUGAGUGAGAGAGAGAGAAAAAGAGAGAGAGUGAGCAGCAUUUCUACUGGCAAAAAAAUGUUUUCCAAAAACUGUUUACCACACAUCAUUUUCUCAUUUAAGUUUUUCCAUUGCCCUCUGAGUCGCUUGCUUUAACAACAAUGUGGUCAUCCCAUGAGCUUGGCUUUGGGAGGGGCUUCAAUUCGAUUAACCACAAACCCUGAAGCAAACAUACGCUUUAAAGACCCAACACGCAAGCGAGCAGGAAGGACAUCUUUUUUUUCAGAUGAAGGAAAAAUCAGAAAGCGUUUUAUUGUUGCUCUAAACUGAUCCGUGCACAUAGGCCUGUCUUCAUGGAAACAAUUCAUAGCUGCUUUGAAAUCUGCCACAAACUUGAGGUUUAAGUUCCUUUUGGUUAGGAUCAUUGUUAUAUUGCACAUUUAAUUACUGCUUGCCUGCUUCAGCUGCUGCUAGCCAUAUUGUCUAACUCACUUCAAGUGGUCACACUCAUCUGCCAAGGGGUUAUGGGAAGAACUUGAACCAGACUUUCAUUGUGAACUUACCUAAUCAACAGAUGGAGUUUCUGGAAAGAACAAAAGGCCCCCAUCACCCCCUUUUUUUUUUUUUUGGUAAAUUAAACCAGUGAUUAGAAAAAGUGAACACAAUUGAAGAAAAGCACUAUUUCUAGAGUCAGGAGACACGGCAUGUAAUCUUCAAAUACUUAGUGUGAAGUAAAAUGACUAUUCUUUGCACACCCCACCCCACGAGCCACAGCCCAACAAAAGAUCUUUGAUGGACUUUGAAUGAAAAUGGCAGAAGGUGCCUCCACAAAGAGUAGAACCUAUAUGAACCUAACACAAAGAUCUUAACGUUAUAAUGCUCUUGGGAAAUCUAAGCUAUUUGUAUACAUAAUAGUUUAAUCGUCUUCCAUAAGCAUUCUGAAGAGAUGGUGAAUAUCUGUGAUCUUCUAGCAUAAUACAGAUCAUGCACUGAGUAAAGUGGCAGUUAGAAUAAGGUUUGUGAAAUGAUGAAUCAAGAAAAAAAAAAAAAGGACAUUUAUUGAGCCAUUUUGUCCUUUCCUUACUGUGAACUGGUGUCACAACUGUACAGACCACGUACUCAUAAAGUGUUUACGUAUCA